UGAUCACAUUUUACAGGGGCAAGCAAAGCAGACGUCGCUUCCGGGAUCCUGCCAUUUUGCUGCUGAUGCUCAAAGCAAGCCGCGUCCAGACUAGCUGGUGCUGGCUGCAGCCAUUGUUUUGAAGUACAGCUCAUUAUUUUUUUUUAACGAGACUAAAUCAGUUUUUAACAAUUGAAGACGUCAUCAAAGUAGAAUGUCAGAUUUCGACCACAACCCGUUCGCGGACCCUGAAUUCAAUAACCCUUUUCAGGAUCCGUCGGUGACCCAAGUAACACAGAAUGCUCCUCCAGGGUUGGAAGAGUACAACCCCUUCACAGAUGCCAAGCCGGUCCACCCUGGCCCAGCGCCUAAAUUGCCGCCCCCCCCCACCACCACCACCAACACACAACCAGCCAUCAUGAAGCCUACUGAAGAACCUCCUGCAUACUCGCAGUCACAGGAGCAGGCGUGGGCGGCUACAGAGCUGCUGAGGAGACAGGAAGAGCUGGAGAGGAAGGCCGCCGAGCUAGACCGCCGCGAGAGAGAGAUGCAGUCGCUCAGCACAUCAGGAGGUAGGAAAAACAACUGGCCUCCUCUCCCGGAGAAGUUCCCCGUGGGCCCCUGUUUCUACCACGACAUCACUGUGGACAUCCCUGUGGAGUUCCAGAAGACUGUCAAGAUCAUGUACUACAUCUGGAUGUUCCACACAGGGACGUUGUUCGCCAACAUGUUUGGCUGUCUGGCCUGGUUCUGUGUGGAUGCGACCAGGGGAGUGGACUUUGGUCUGGCCAUGCUCUGGUUCAUGAUCUUCACCCCCUGCUCCUUCGUCUGCUGGUACAGACCCCUCUACGGAGCUUUCAGGAGUGACAGCUCGUUCCGUUUCUUUGUAUUCUUCUUCGUGUACAUCUGUCAGUUUGGCGUUCACGUGAUGCAGUCCAUCGGCAUCAACGGCUGGGGCGCCAGUGGGUGGAUCUCCGCUCUGACUGGCCUGAAUAAGAGCAUCCCUGUUGGCAUCAUCAUGAUCCUCAUCGCUGCUCUUUUCACUGCCCUGGCUGCCAUGUCACUCAUUAUGUUCAAAAAGGUCCAUGGCAUGUACCGCACCACAGGGGCCAGCUUUGAGAAGGCCCAGGCCGAGUUCGCCACGGGCGUCAUGGCCAACAAGACGGUCCAGACCGCCGCUGCCACCGCCGCCUCCAACGCCGCCAGCGGAGCCUUCAAGCAACAGAUCUGAUUGGCCCCCGGAGUCCGCCCUAUUUCUUCACUCCGUCCAAUCCCCCCCCCCCCGAGCUGAGCUCAAGCUUCCCUGCCCUCCCAACCUAGCUCUACUCGCAUGACUAGGAUGAGACCAUAGAGAGAGGUAGAGGGCUCGUCUCUGUAUCUGUGGCGUUGUAGUCGUCUGUGACAGCAUGGGGCAGCGCCAUUGAGGCUACAACCCAUAAAAAAAAUACAGACCCAGUUGACUACUUUUUGAUUUCUUUAACCCCCUUAUGUUGAUGUCCGCGCCCCCACGGAAAUCUAAUUCGCAUUAACAUAAUAAGCAUAAUAAAAUAAUCCCCGUAAAAAUGUGUCAGUUUAAGCUUGCGAGAUGGUGUAUUGGAUGCGUCUCAGUCCACCGCAUGCGCCCAUGCCACACUUCCGCAUCUGCAGUGAAAGGUGAUGGAGCUCGAGCGGCGUUUGUCCGACCAAGAGACGUCCUGAAAAUGGUUCUGCUCACAAAAUCGUCCGUAGCAUCCGAAAGUUUUCUAGUCCAAACAAAUCUAUGUAAAGAUGGGACUCUCACGAACACAAUGGUGUUUUGCUCUACGACCCCCCCCCCCCCCCCCCCCCCCACAAACCAUCUUGGGCCUCAUCUCGAUAUGCCAACUUCUGUCUGUAGUUUCCGAACAAUACCCCUCUGUGGAAAGGCGGUACUCUCAUGAUCACGUCCAUGUGGGUUGUUUUGCUCUAGGAGGCCCACAGGCCUCACAAGACUCGUCUUAAAGGUUCCCCGGGACCAGUAAACUUUUCUGGAAGUAUAUAUGGAGACUGUUUAGCCAAAAAUAAGGGGUUUAAUGCAUGUAAUAAAAAAUAAGAUAUUUCCUGAUCUUUCUCAUUUCUGAUAUAGGACAGACACAAUAAACUUCCUUUAGAUUUUUUUGGGGGGGUGACUGUUGUUCCAUAUAGUGAAUGAUAUUCAAUCAGUUUGUAUGGGCUAAGCACAAAGGCUCAAAUUUUUUAAUAAAAAAAUAUACUUCAAGGGGUCUUCAAAUGUCAAAAUCAAAUAGCAAAGUGAUCCUUUGUAUGACCUCUGAAAAUAAUUCCAUAUAGCUUAGUAGAACCCCCCUCUCCCCUGGCUUAAAAUGGCAGAAGCACUCAAUGGCGCUGCCCAUGCUGAAAUGGGCUUUUGGCCAAUAGAGGCCUCGAUCAUUCUUUCUGGAUGAGACCUAGAAGGAUGAGCCCACUGAUGUCAUAGUAGAUGAAAGCAGGAAGUGAGAGGCUUGGUGUUUAAGUCGUUUAAUUCAGUUCCUCCCAGUGCAGAUCUACAUCCUGUGGAAUCUAGAGGUUUAGGACAUCACCGUCUUAUCCUUCUCGUUUCAUCCACCAACCCCCGCCUCUCAUCUUGCCCUGAGGGCUGUAACUCCGCUCACCCUAGUGGCUUUAUUAAAACACUCCUGUCCUGUGUCUGUCUGACCCCACACCACUUAGUCAUGUCACUAUACAAGUGUUUGCAAACUUUCCUUGAAGUGUGUGUGUGUGUGUGUGAAUAUUAGUCUCUCUAUAUGUUAAUACCGAGGCCUAUACAUUGUGUACGUUCCACAUCCAGUUUCUGUCACUCCCUCUGAUGGAAGUAAAUUCCCUUCACCAAGACUCAAAUGGCUGUAGCUAUCCAUAAACGUACAUGACUCAUUUAUUCACUGGAUUUAACCAAGUACCGUUAGAAAUGUUUAACACUUAAUGAAAAAAACAAACAAACACUUGUUUUGAACCCUGCGCCAGUCUGCCCUCUGGUGGUGAGACCUGGUAGUGUUGAGUGCUGCGCAGUCCAACGUUGUCACCUCGGGAAUCGUCUAGACUGAUUAAUCUCAAGAAGCGAGUGUAAACCCAUCCGUGUUCUAAACAAGGAAGUGUCUCAGAAAUCAGGUUCGGUGUCUUGGUUAGAUUUUUUCCCCCUCACCUUCUCUUGUCUCACAGCCAUGUCGUAGUAGCUUUUAAGUCUUGCCUUUUGAUAACAUCUUGUUCUCAAUAACAAUUUUUUUAUAUUAUAAACAAAGAAGCCAGAUGACAGGGACCUAAAUGUCAUAGCCUCUAUCCUUGUCCCUUGCUUUAGUGGUAACGUUGCACUUCACGUAGUUACCGCAUCACACACGCACGUAUGUAUACAAAGCCACCCCCCCCCCCCCCCCAAAACCCGAUGCUUUCAGACCUGCAAAUGUAUGCUAGCUGAGCUGUAUGCUAACAACUGACUCCAGUGAGAGAGUUGGCUCAUCUCUAGGCUAGGUUUUCUACCCGGGGAUAUAUAUACAGUACCUCAGUCAGUGCUCUUUACCCGAGCUUGCUGAUCUACAGGACACUGCUCUGGUCUACGCCUCUCUGUAUUAUAGAAGUCUAUGGUUUGUGAGUGAACGAAACGGUCUUGUUUUGAAGUUAAAAUGCUGUGCAUUAAACUGAACCGGUCCAGUAAUCCCUGUGUCUCCAAACUCUCCAAGAACAGGUGAAAUCUCCCAGUAAUAUCAUUGGUCUAUGCUGCAUGGAUGUGUCGACGCUGAUAGCCUGAGUAUUCAUUGUAUGAUUGAGUGAAAGGAGCAAUUCCCCCCCUCCCUCCCCCAAGUGUUUUCGGCCUUCUGAUCCCGAGAGUGGCUUAUGUUUUUGUUCUGUGCGUCAUCCUCUUAGUUGUAUGUUAUUCAUCACCAUGUUGGUCGAGAUGCAUAAGCUCUAGCUGCCUUGUUUUGAGUGUAAAAGCGUGAACCUGCCUGUGACUUUCACCUUUUGAGUGUGACAUGAAGGGGGGGGGGGGGGGGGGGGCGUGUGAUGUAAUACCAUUUUGGUGUGUGUGUGUCAAAGUGAAGUCUUAACAAGGAUAACUGGCUGUUCAGUUGAAUGCUAUUGUGGGCAGGGCAGAGACAUGCUGAGGUCUUCCCUUCUGUUGCUGCAGGAUACCUGUUGUGUUUUUCAGCUUUUUUUUUAAUACCUAAUAUAGAUCUUCCUGUUUUCCUUUUAGACUGAUAGUCAUCUCUCCGAGGUUUGUUAGUGUCUUGAGUUUAUGCCUGUGAAAGUGUGUGUGCCUGCGCGUGAGAGACUGUGUGCUGAGCUACAAUGUUGUUCUUCCUCUUUUGAAAAUCUAAAUGAAUGGCACCUGAAUGUUCCUGUUAAUAAUUUGUUGGCUUGAAAACAAAUGGGGGGGAAAAUGCAUCAACUGCUUAAUGUGAGAGAGGGGGAAGUAAGCAACGUGAACUGAACAUCAGAGAGUCCGUCGGGGGGAGUAAGCAACGUGAACUGAACAUCAGAGAGUCCGUCGGGGGGAGUAAGCAACGUGAACUGAACAUCAGAGAGUCCGUCGGGGGGAGUAAGCAACGUGAACUGAACAUCUUUUGAGAUGGACUGUGGCUUUAACUUGUACUUUUUGAAUCAAUGACACAAGUAUGUAGAAAACACUGAAUGAAUAUGAAAUUGGUCUCAUUUCUGACUGGAAUAAAUUGAAGUUAUUUAAAGAAAGUGAGCAGUCUUUAUGAUGUUUGUAUAUUUUGUAAAGUUUGACGACUGGUCAGCUGGUGCCCUGAAUUGAAUUUUACUGUACAGAAGCUCUGUCUCUCCUUCAAGUUGCAUGUUGAGUAGUUUGUUUUGUAUAUUGUAUUAAUGCUAAAUAAAAUCCUAAAGUCAACUCCA
Molecule: messenger RNA, 4842 nt
Organism: Oncorhynchus kisutch (coho salmon)
Lineage: Eukaryota; Metazoa; Chordata; Actinopteri; Salmoniformes; Salmonidae
Product: secretory carrier-associated membrane protein 1-like
Exons: 9
Coding region: 194-1210 (338 amino acids)
Biological process (GO): protein transport
Cellular component (GO): trans-Golgi network membrane; recycling endosome membrane
Source: RefSeq, a predicted model, not a curated record